This is a messenger RNA of Darwinula stevensoni, 909 nucleotides long. The record is from the annotation of a GenBank genome assembly. Lineage: Eukaryota; Metazoa; Arthropoda; Ostracoda; Podocopida; Darwinulidae.
GCAGUGGAAGGGAGGAAAGCUGGAGUUCCUGGGCCACCGCUGCUACUUCGACUCCUUCCCCACCUACCGGAUCCUCCCGGAACUAUUCGUGAUGGAGUUCGUGCACGAGGGGAGGAUGCGAUGCCCCGGGUGGACGAAGGUCGCUGGGCGAGGUCUGGAGGUCCCGCUCGGAGGGUGACGAGGAGGGGAGCGGCGAAGGGGGCCAUCAGGAACUUCGUGAUCAAGGUGAUGGAAGACGGUCUGGCUUCCGAGGAGCGGACGAGAAAUUGGGUCGAACAAGCUCUCUUCUAUCUGCUGCAGAAUCGGGCAAAGUCGACAGAACCGGGAGAGCCAGGGACAUCAUCGUCGACCGCUGCCGCUGCUGCUGAUUCCGGGUUCGGGCCGGAGAAAGCCACUUCCCGUGUGACUUCCAAGAUGCCCAAUAUAAUAUUGGAAAGUUCAGAUGGAGAAGUGUUUGAGGUAGAUGUUGAAAUUGCCAAACUGAUUGGCAUCAUCCAGCCAAGCCUGGAAAAUCUUGAUUUUAUAAAUACAUUUUUUUCUCUAGAAAAUUAUGAAGAGGAAGACAGCCCCUGGCCUCUGCCCAAUGUGAAUGGAGCAAUCUUGAAGAAGGUUAUCCAGUGGUGCACAUACCACAAAGGUGACCCUCCUGCUGAUGAAGACAAUAAAGAGAAAUGUACAGAUGACAUCAGCUCAUGGGAUGCUGAUUUCCUCAAAGUGGACCAGGGCACCCUCUUUGAACUGAUAUUGGCUGCUAACUACUUGGACAUCAAAGACCUGCUGGAUGUCACCUGCAAAACUGUGGCCAACAUGUUAAAGGGGAAGACAUCCAAAGAAAUAUACAAGACCUUCAACAUCCGAAAUGACUUCACGCCAGCGGAAGAAGAAGAACUUCGCAAGCAAAAUGAGUGA